This is a messenger RNA of Pygocentrus nattereri (red-bellied piranha), 4150 nucleotides long. Its product is annotated as E3 ubiquitin-protein ligase TRIM39-like. NCBI's taxonomy places the organism in Eukaryota, Metazoa, Chordata, Actinopteri, Characiformes, Serrasalmidae. The coding region runs from base 98 to 1867 and encodes 589 amino acids. The transcript is spliced from 8 exons. Gene Ontology annotation, molecular function: protein binding; zinc ion binding. The record is from RefSeq and is a predicted model, not a curated record.
UAUUGAGCUAUUAUACAGAAACGAAAGUGAACCUUCUCUUGUAGCUCUGGUCUGUUUACGUUUUGAACAAGUUCUGGGGAAGUGUGCACACUCAGACAUGGCUUGUUCCAGCGGCGUUGUGUCUGAAGAGCAGUUGGUGUGUUGUAUCUGUCUGGAUGUGUUUACUGAUCCAGUCUCUACUCCAUGUGGACACAACUUCUGCAAAAAAUGCCUUGGAGGAUAUUGGGACAACAGUGACUACUGCCACUGUCCACUGUGUAACAAGAGUUUUGAGAACAGGCCAGAUCUCUCGGUCAACACUUUCAUCUCUGAAACAGCUGCUCAGUUUAGAAAAUCAGCUGAGCUCAAUGCCAGCAGCUCUGCAGAGGACAGUACCUCCAAACUAACCAAAGUCCUGUGUGAUGCUUGUACUGGUGUCAAAAAGAAGGCUGUGAAGUCUUGUCUUAACUGUGGAGCGUCAUACUGUGGGAGUCACCUAGAGCCACAUAAGAACAUUCAAAUUCUCCAGAAACACAAACUUACUGACCCAGUGGAGAACCUGCAGGACUACAUAUGCAAGAAGCAUGAGAGACCCCUGGAGCUGUUCUGUAGAGAUGAUCAGACAUGUGUGUGUCUGUUUUGCACUGAAGGAGAUCACAAGACUCACAACACUGUUCCCAUAGAGGAGGCGAGUGGUGAGUUGGAGGCUCAGAGGGAAAAAAUCCAGACAUUAGUGCAGAAAAUGAUUCAAGACAGAUUGGAGAAGACAGACAAGAUCAAACAUUCAGUGGAGCUCAGCAAAAAAAGCACAGAUGAUAAAACUGCAAGUGCUGCUGAACUCUUCACUGCUCUGAUCCGUUCCAUUGAGAGAAGCCAGGCUGAGCUGCUUGAUGUGAUGGAGGAGAAGCAGAAAGCAGCAGAGAGGCAGGCUGAAGACCUCAUUAAAGAGCUGGAGCAGGAAAUCACUGAGUUGCAGAUUAAAGAUAUGGAGUUGGACCAACUCUCAAAUGUAAAAAAUAAUCUCCAAAAAUUUCAGAUUUACCCAUCACUGUGUACCCCUCCACACACCAACAACUGGGCGGACAUCAGACUCAACACUCAUUCCAGUGAGGAAAUUCUGAGGAGAUCAUUUUCACAGCUUCGGACAACCCUCAGUGAUGAAAUAGUAAAGGAAAUACAGAAAUUAAAGCAGAGGCGUCAACAGAGGGAAACAGACUGGGGAGUGCUGCUUCUAAUAAUACUUCUAUUUGCUUUCCUUGGUGUAUUCCAGUCUUGCAACUUAUGGCUCCUGUUCUAUGCCGUGGAUGUGACUCUGGAUCCUGAUACAGCAAACAACUACCUCAUUGUGUCUGCUGAUGGAAAACAAGUGAGCUAUUCAGGCACUUGGCUAAAUGUCCCAUACAAGCCCAAAAGAUUUGAAAGUGAUCCCUAUGUCUUAGCAAGAGAGGGAUUCUCCUCGGGAAGAUUUUACUAUGAGGUGCAGGUCAGUGGGAAGACUGACUGGGAUGUUGGAGUGGCCAGAGAAUCCAUUGACAGGGCGUGGCGGGUCUAUCCUAACGCUAAAGAUGGAACGUGGACUGUGCGUCUAAGGAAUGGGAAUAAGUUUUAUGCUUGUGCUGGUUCUUGUGUGGUUCUUUCCCUGAAACAGAAGCCCCAGAAGGUGGGGGUGUUUGUGGAUUAUGAGGAAGGUCUGGUGUCCUUUUAUGAUGUGGAGGACUCAGGCCAGAGGUCUCCUAUCUACUCUUUCACUGGUCAGUCUUUCACUAAGACACUUUAUCCAUUCUUUUGCCCAGGUUUGGUUUAUGGAUCUAAAAACUCAGCUCCACUCAUCAUCUCUCAUGUAUAUAAUGGCCUGGCUACACUGAGGCAAUUUGAAAAAUAUAUGUAAUACAUGUAAUGCAAAAGUAAAAUCUUUCCAUUGCAAAUAUUUUUACAGCGUUUCCCCUAGAUUUCUUUUGUGAAGCCCAGUGUCAGCCCCACACUCCAAUUCCUAAUUGAAAGAAUUGUUAAGCUUGAGCUAACAGUUGAAUCAGAAGAGAAAACAACAUGCUAAUAUGUAGUGUGUAUGCACUGCUGUGAGUUUCCCUGUAAAGCCCGAAACAGUCAUUAUACAACAUACUGAUGAAGAUAUGAUGACAAUAGUAGAUAAUUCACUUACAUGCUCAAAAGACAUGUCUUUCACCAGUUUUUGGCUGAGUUCUCUUUGAAAACUUUUUCAAUACACUCACAAUAAUCAGAUUCAUCUGCUUGGGGAAGUGGACUGAAGCACAACUGAUGUUACAAAAUGUUCUGCAUGUUGCAUGCUAUUACACAUUUCCCUAGAGAGGUCUCCAAAUCGUCACAUCUUACAUAUUGUCACUUAAGAUGUCAUCAAUAGCAGGUAAAACUGAGGAAAUGUUUUUGAAACAGGAAGUACAUGUAUCUUGAAUGCAAAUCAUUUUGGGGCCAAAAAACACAUGGCAAAAGGAGGAACGCUGAAAAUGUUUACCUGUUACCUGGAAAAUGCAUUUCCACAUUAAAUAUGCUGCUCUCUUACUGUAUAUAGUAGCACAGUUAUAGUAAACAAAAAGUAAAAUCUAAAAAUUGGGAAGACUUGGGAAAUAUCUCACCUGACUGUAUCCUAGCACACUGUACUGUUAUUCUUAUGAUAAUAAUCAAAUAUGUGCUGCUUUUAUUGACUACCCUAAACAAUUGCAUGUUUUCAUUUUCUGACUUGUCUAACCAUAUAUAUGGUUUUAAUUAUUUGUUUUGAUUUCCUUUAUAGCACACACUCAUGUCCAGUAAAACGUGAUAGCCGUUGGCUACUAACUCAUUAAAGAGCUUAACUAAAAUCUCUCUGUGCUUUCUCUUCCUCUGCUUUCUAUAAUCAGCAUCAUUUGACAAAUCCCACAUCAGUAAUAAACACUUUUGUAGACUUCAUAACCAACCAGUUCCUUUAAUGUCAUGAGUUGUAAUAAUAUUAGUACUUAAUAACAAUACUACUACUAAUAAUAAUACCUAUAAAUAUGAACAAUACUACUAUUGCUACUGCUACUGCUACUACUACUUCUACUACUACUAAUAAUAAUAAUCAUCAAAAUAAUACACUAUUUAGAUAGGAGACCUUUCACAUUGUUCUGCAUUUUUAGAACAUUUUUGUCCUCCUUCUUUCCCUUUCUUCAUGCAAUUAUACAACCAGAUCAAAAAGCAAACAUUUGUCUUUCUUUAUUAUGCUGAUCUAUUUAUUCUUUGAGAGAAAAACUAAGUACAAGGAUACAAAGCAAAACCAUAAUCUAUGACUCACCUGACAGCUUGUAUUGCAGUUGGCUGGAACAUCAAAUAAAAGAUUCAUAUGCCAGGAUAUUUCAUAUUCAGAUGACUUGUGACAGUAAAGAGGUCAGUAUUGUGUAUGAGCUGAAACAAGAACACAGAGGAAACAAAUUUGAAUCUUUUACAGUAAUUGAAAUGAGUUAUCAAUUGACUAUUAAAAAAUUGCACCUAUCAAACUUAGAAGGUGCCAGGAAAGUCUACAAUAGCACAUAGUUCCUUUGUUAGCAUCACUGUUUGUUCAUGAUUUACAUGUGAUCCUACUUAUGUAUUAUACCUGGAUUAUUCCUGUCACUGAAGGAGAAGUAAUGAUAUGACAUCUUUAAAGGGAAUGAAUGGAGUGAUUAUCAUAAGCAGGAAACAGUUUCUGCAUAAUGUCGAGAUCCGUCUCACCAGUCACAUUAACUGCUCUUUCCCCCUGUCUCUGUAUUCUGAGAGAGCGAGUGAACGAAUCAACACUGACACAGGUGAGUGGAAAGCUGAAAAAGAAACAAAUAUAGCAGAAAGGGGUCCUUUUUUAUUUAAAAGAUGGAAAUUGUUGAAUGUUGGUGCUUAUAAAGCUUAUAUUCAGAGUGUUUGAGUACUCUUAGUUCCAAGGGCAUAAGUUAAUGGUCUCAGUCUCAGCAUCAUUUUGAGGUAGCUGGAAAGUUUUUCUGUUAUUAAAUAUCAACAAAAAAAUAAACAGUCCUUUCCCUAAAUGUUUAAAUAAAAUCUGUUCACUGCUAGGUGAGGAUCUAAUUAAUCUUUCCAACAUGGCUUAACUGUGUCUUAUUUAUUUGUUGAUGUUCUUUGGUUCCAAUCAAAAUGUUAUUAUGACUUUGUUUUCAUUUCAUAAUAAAAAUGGAUAUUGUUUGGUUUAUGUUCA